Doryrhamphus excisus (bluestripe pipefish) is the source of this 4141-nucleotide messenger RNA. RefSeq names its product transient receptor potential cation channel, subfamily C, member 7b (gene trpc7b). Gene Ontology annotation, cellular component: cation channel complex; plasma membrane. The record is from RefSeq and is a predicted model, not a curated record. Gene Ontology annotation, molecular function: store-operated calcium channel activity; inositol 1,4,5 trisphosphate binding; protein binding. NCBI's taxonomy places the organism in Eukaryota, Metazoa, Chordata, Actinopteri, Syngnathiformes, Syngnathidae. Gene Ontology annotation, biological process: calcium ion transmembrane transport; single fertilization; regulation of cytosolic calcium ion concentration.
CCUUUCGACUGUGAAGGUGUCAGCUUAAAUGAGCAUCUUCCAUUUUGCAAAGGGCUGGCUCCAGUACGCGCGCUCUGGCUGUUGCGCGCGUGCACGCCGACGUAAGGAGAAGGGGGACUCCACGCUACCACGCAGCUCGGUGGAAAGUCCGGAUGAAAGUUUAACACAAGCCUCGACCAUGUCUGUCACUUAAAGUCCGACUGUUUCGUCCAGCGUUUCCGUGCUCGCAACUCCGUUGAUGUCUGACGAGGGCGAGGAAAGCGACAGCGGGGAGCGAGCCCAUCGCUGCCAGCCUCCCUCGCCACCUUUGUGUCUCCCCCGAGGAUCACCUUCAUGUCGGCGGCCCCCGGACCUCUUCUCCUCGGCCUCUCCUCUCCUGGAGGACACGGACCCGCCGUACCUGGCCUCCCCGGACUGUCUUCACUCGUCCCCGGAUACGCGAGAGCACGGGGACUCCCCCCGCCUCACACCGCCAAAGUUCCGCCACAGCGCCGGGGAUUCUCCGUUGACUUCCCGCCAAUAUGCGCACCUUGACGUGGUGUGCGGCCGCUCCGAUGAGCCGCUCCCUGCCUGGAAGGGACGCGGCCCCGAGAGCCCCGGCAGCCUUCAGCACCGCGGACAGAGAGUCUACCGGGGCUCCGAGUCCCAGGGCUGUGGGAACCACCACGCCAGUGAGCACCUAGACGCCGACAUCACCUCGGACGCCCGGCAGUCCGUGGAGACGAUGCACCGCCGCCACACCACGCUGAGAGAGAAGGGGCGUCGCCAGGCAGUGCGAGGCCCAGCCUACAUGUUCAAUGAGCGCGGUUCGGCUCUCACUGCAGAAGAGGAACGCUUUCUGGACGCUGCCGAGUACGGGAAUAUUCCUGUAGUGCGCAAAAUGCUCGAAGACUCCAAAACCCUCAAUUUUAACUGCGUGGACUACAUGGGCCAGAAUGCAUUGCAACUGGCCGUCGGAAACGAGCAUCUGGAGGUGACUGAGCUGCUCCUGAAGAAGGACGGCUUGGCGAGGAUCGGAGAUGGUCUGCUAUUGGCUAUUUCCAAGGGCUACGUUCGUAUCGUGGAAGCGAUUCUCGGGCACCCUGCCUUCGGCGGCGGGAUUCGCCUGGCUUUGAGUCCUCUGGAGCAGGAGAUGCGCGACGAUGACUUCUACGCUUACGACGAAGACGGGACGCGCUUCUCGCACGACGUGACGCCCAUCAUACUCGCCGCUCACUGCCAGGAAUACGAGAUAGUCCACAUUCUCCUGACCAAAGGGGCCCGCAUUGAGAGACCGCAUGACUACUUCUGCAAGUGCGUGGAGUGUGUGGAGAAGCAGAAGAAAGACUCGUUUAGUCAUUCGAGAUCCAGGAUGAACGCGUACAAAGGCCUCGCCAGUGCGGCUUACCUGUCACUCAGCAGCGAAGAUCCUGUUCUGACGGCCCUGGAGCUCAGCAACGAGCUGGCCAGACUGGCCAACAUCGAGACGGAGUUUAAGAAUGAAUACCGCAAGCUGUCCAUGCAGUGUAAAGACUUUGUCGUGGGGGUGUUGGACCUCUGUCGGGACACGGAGGAAGUGGAAGCCAUCUUGAACGGCGAUGUCGACCUGUGCCCGCCGAGCCCCUACAACCGACCCUGCCUCAGCCGCGUCAAACUGGCUAUCAAAUAUGAGGUGAAAAAGUUUGUGGCCCAUCCGAACUGUCAACAGCAGCUGCUGACUAUUUGGUACGAGAACCUUCCCGGUCUGAGGCAACAGUCCAUUGGGGUCAAAUGCUGGACGGUCCUGGGGGUCACCGUCGGCCUGCCGUUCCUGGCCGUAGCCUACUGGAUCGUACCAUGUAGCAAGCUGGGUCAGAUCCUGAGAAGUCCAUUCAUGAAGUUCGUAGCUCACGCCGUCUCCUUCACCAUCUUCCUGGGCCUCCUGGUCGUCAACGCGUCGGACCGCUUCGAGGGCGUGAAGAACCUGCCCAACGAGACCAUCACGGACCACCCUCGGCAGGUGUUCCGGGUCAAGACCACCCAGUUUUCCUGGACGGAGAUGUUGAUCAUGAAGUGGGUGCUGGGCAUGAUUUGGUCGGAGUGCAAGGAGAUCUGGAGCGACGGGCCCAGAGAGUACAUCAUGCACCUGUGGAACGUCCUGGACUUCGGAAUGCUGUCCAUCUUUGUGGCGUCCUUCACCGCGCGCUUCAUGGCGUUCCUGAAGGCGUCCAAAGCCCAGCAGUAUGUGGACAUGCACGUUCCUGAUGAAGACCUCAGCAACGCUUCGCUGCCCGACGAGGUGGCCUACUUCACGUUUGCCCGGAACAAGUGGCGCCCAUCAGACCCCCAGAUCAUCUCAGAGGGCCUGUACGCCAUCGCGGUGGUCCUGAGCUUCUCGCGCAUCGCCUACAUCCUCCCAGCCAAUGAGAGCUUUGGUCCCCUGCAGAUCUCGCUGGGGCGCACGGUCAAGGAUAUCUUCAAGUUCAUGGUGAUCUUCAUCAUGGUGUUUGUGGCCUUCAUGAUCGGCAUGUUCAACUUGUACUCCUACUACUUGGGAGCCAAGUACAACCCCGCCUUCACCACGGUGGAGGAAAGUUUUAAGACUCUCUUCUGGUCCAUCUUUGGGCUGUCAGAAGUCAUCUCAGUGGUGCUGAAGUACGACCACAAGUUCAUCGAGAACAUCGGCUACGUGCUGUAUGGCGUCUACAACGUCACCAUGGUGGUGGUUCUUCUCAACAUGCUCAUCGCCAUGAUCAACAGCUCCUACCAGGAGAUUGAGGAGGACGCCGACGUGGAGUGGAAGUUUGCUCGGGCCAAGCUGUGGCUCUCCUACUUCGACGAGGGCCGCACGUUACCCGCCCCCUUCAACCUGGUCCCCAGCCCCAAGUCCUUCUACUACCUGGUCCUGCGUUUGAAGUCCUGCCUUAUAGGGAUGUGCAAGAUGGGCAGACAUCAGCACGGCAAUGAGUUGGAGCUGGGAAUGCUCAAUUCCCAAGCCAAGGGGGAACACUUCAGGACUUAUCUGCCUCCUGGGGAAGAGUUCCAGAACUUAUCGAGAAAUUCCAGAAAACAUCCAACCAGAUACCAAAAGAUCAUGAAGCGACUCAUUAAGCGUUACGUCCUCAAGGCCCAGGUGGACAGAGAGAGCGAUGAGGUCAAUGAAGGCGAGCUGAAGGAGAUCAAGCAGGACAUUUCCAGCCUGCGCUACGAGCUCCUGGAGGAAAAGUCUCAGGCCGCCGGGGAGCUGGCGCUGCUUAUUCAGCAACUUGGUGACAAAUUUGGCAAAAACACCAUGAGGCACUGACGGUACGGGAGAAAGACCAUUGUCAAAACGUGGGCCUUGAUUCUGGAAAAGAGCAAGGAUGGGAAACAGGAUGUUAAUUUGGGUUAUCGUAACAUUUCCUGUCUUCAGGCAAAAACCUCAAGAUCAUGUUUGUUUUACUUAUUAGCGUGAGGACGAGAAAACUCCAGCUUGUGUUGACACUUCUGAUUAAAAUAGACGAGAUUAGCUUGUAGGCUAGUACAAAAAAACACGAGAUGUGAUGAAGAUUCACAUGCACUGCCAAACGUUAUCAGCACAUUUCCAAAAACUGGACGAAAAAAGGGAAUUUGUCCAGGUUUUCCAAGACUUUGUGCAUCCCUUUACACAACAGGCAGUCUAAUUAAUCCCUUCCCUGUUGCACACCUUGUCAGUCGUGGGAAAAAAGGUUCAUUUCUGAUUGAUUGACUCACUGGAGUAUGGAAGAACAAUACCUGAUCAUCAAGAUGACGCAACACCAGCCCAACAGGAAGUGGGUCUUACACGGUUCAUUUUUAUGAAAAUAUGAAAUUAUUCCUUGUCAAAAGUUUUUUUUUCAGGAGUCUCAUUUAGGAUGACAACAAUUUCAAGUCAGGCUUAUUUUUGGACCGUGAGAGGAACAGGAAGUAACAUGCAAAUACAGAAAGACCGUCUUGCUGUACUCACCACUGUGCCACUACGCUGCCCUCGCAUACAGUACAAUUAUACAGUACACAGUACACAGUGCUUUGGUUCUUUGGAAAAGCUCUGAUAAAACAUUACAUUAUUAUAAAUUAUGAUUAAUUAUUUUUUAUUUAUUAUGAAAAAAUUAAAUAAAUGUUUAAUGUUAAUUUUUAAUUUUCAACACAAAAUAAGAUGGAAAAAUAAAUAAGCAAAACAAAAAAC